UUCCUGACGACUGCUGACGUCCGGUAAAUAAGGAUCGGAGGAGGCUUCGCGAAGACCGAAAGGCGUUUCGGAGGGGAGGAAAGACUGUGAGAGACGCGGAGAGCUCCGCCGGGCAAUCGGACCCCUCCGCGGACCUCCCUCGCCGGUGAAGAACGCUCCUGUCAUUUCUGCUCCGGAUUCGGAGACGCGGACGUAAGCCUUUCGAAUCCGGUCCAAAGCAGGAACGAUGGCUGAUAAAAUACGUUCCUCGCUCCUGAAAAAGCACAGCCAAUCCGACCUCGUGAGCAGACUGAAGAGCAGGAAGGUUCUCGGAGUUGGGGGGGAAGACGACGAGGGAGAGGUCCACAGAUCAAAGAUCAGCCAAGUGCUGGGCAAUGAAUUGAAGUUCACCCUCUAUGAGCCAUUUGGUCUCAGGUGCUGGCAGCUGGUGUCUGCUGUGCUGUUCACCCUCACCGGGAUUCUGGCCCUGACCUUCCCCGGGACGCUGCGGGGAUGGUUGUAUCAGGAGGAAUCCGUGCAGUCGUGCCAGACACCGCUCAGGCUGUACGGGGGAGCGCUCCUCAGUAUCGGCCUUAUCCUCAUCAACUCCUUUUACACUUCGGAGAAGGUCAUCAUCCGUUGGAGCCUUCAGGUUGAGGCGUUUUCUGCCACAGUGCAGUGUGUAGCGAGUCUGGUGGGAAUGAUGGAGCGGGGCUCGUUUCCCCUGGAGGCCGCCGUCGUGCUUGCGUGCCAGGGUCUGAUUCCGAUCAUUUCCGCCCUCUACUGCUUCCAACUGGGACGGAGGCCGAAGAAAAUCUGAGCGGAAGCCGGACGAGCGAGAGAAGGUGGACGCGAGGAGCCUGCACUUCAAUAAACCUCGCGUCGGAGUGAGUUGGCGGCAGGUUUUAUAGGGGAGAGGUCGAAGAGCGGCAGAUACAUUCAAGACCAAACCUGCGCCAACACUUAGGGUUAACUUUUAGCGAAACAAUAUCUUUGGGGCCGACAGUAUUGGGGUCAUUUGAGACGCCACAUAGAGUAAGCGCUUGGAGGAACCGGGCAACUCGGGAUCGAAGGUCCCCGAAGCUUUCCACUCCGUUGUAGACUAAUCGGUACAGAAUUCAUGGCUAUCAACACCUCCCGUCACUGUCACGUGCCUUUGCCACGGUUGACAGGAGGCGAAGCUGAUGGACCUCUGUCUUUUUUUUUUUCUUUUCGGCACCUAAUCCCUUACGUUCCUCCGUACACCGCACUCCGAAACUCUGGAGCGCUCUCCCCCUUGUCCCGCCACCGUGGGACUCUACCUCGCGCGAGGGUCGUUCUAUAAAUUCGAGUCGUUGUCACGCGCUCCCCUGCGCCUCGAGCAGUCAGCGACAACACCCGCGCACGCGCACGCGCACGCACGCACACGCGGACGGAGCCGUGAGGUGCUACGUUGUUCGCAGGACCAAUUAAUUGGGCACUGAGGGCUUAAUUAUUCACCCGGAACGGUCGACGUGCGCGUUACAACCGGCGCCGUCUUGCGGUUUCAUAUUUGACGGAGGGGGUUACGGAGGGCGCGGGUGAGAAAGAUGAAGCGGGGGGGGGGGGUUGUUUUUUUGCCCGCCAAACACCAAACACAAGUCAACGACGCUCUCUGACGCCGUUUGACACCAUUUGGGCGCAAGAAAUAAAACAACGCACGCUA
Messenger RNA from Callorhinchus milii (elephant shark), 1663 nucleotides. RefSeq names its product tumor protein p53-inducible protein 11-like. NCBI's taxonomy places the organism in Eukaryota, Metazoa, Chordata, Chondrichthyes, Chimaeriformes, Callorhinchidae. The record is from RefSeq and is a predicted model, not a curated record. The transcript has 8 exons. The coding region runs from base 227 to 799 and encodes 190 amino acids.